Messenger RNA from Exophiala viscosa, 1748 nucleotides. RefSeq names its product phenylacetyl-CoA ligase. Bases 81 to 1718 code for a protein of 545 amino acids. NCBI's taxonomy places the organism in Eukaryota, Fungi, Ascomycota, Eurotiomycetes, Chaetothyriales, Herpotrichiellaceae. Gene Ontology annotation, molecular function: CoA-ligase activity. The record is from RefSeq and is a predicted model, not a curated record. The transcript is spliced from 4 exons. Gene Ontology annotation, biological process: secondary metabolic process.
GGUCGCCUCCAGAGGGGGUUUCACAAUGAACCUCUCAGGCUGCUCCCAAAGCUCGGACUCGGUACGGCCACCACAACAACAUGCCUUUUGAGUCGGAACAUGCUCCAAUAUCCAUACCAAACGUAGACAUAUGGACAUUCCUCUUCGAGCGUACUGACCGGGUCUUUCCAGACAAUCAUGUCGUCUUGGUUGAUGUUUCAGCCCGGAAGCAGCACACAUUCCAGGAUGUCCGUCAAACCGCCGAACGGUUUGGUCGAGGUCUGCGACACCAUUGGAAUUGGCAGAAAGGCGAUGUCAUGGCUAUCUUUAGCCCAAACAAUGUCGACAUUGCACCGGUGACGUUCGGUUCUCAGUGGGCGGGUGGUGUCGUUUGUCCGUUCAACAACCAGUACACUGCAGCAGAGCUAGCCUCGCAACUGAGCUCUUCCCGCUCGAAAGCAAUGGCGACUCAUGUGGCAUGUCUUGAAGUGGCAAAGGAAGCUGCGCUCCUCGUUGGACUGUCUAUGGAUCGCAUCAUCCUUGUCGGCGACCAUGAUCCCAAAGGACUAGUCAAGCAUUACUCGAGCUUGCUCAAUGACUCCACGGCCGUAACCAAAGCCACAAUCAACCCGGAAGAUGACGUCGCAUUUUUGGUGUACUCCUCUGGAACCACAGGACUACCAAAAGGAGUCAUGUUGACGCACAAAAACAUUGUUGCCAACGUUUUGCAAGUUACUGCCAUGGACCUUGGAGAAGUCGACUGGAGAGAGGAUCGCUAUGUUGGCUUCCUGCCAAUGUAUCAUAUCUAUGGUCUGGCCGUGUCAGUUCUCGCUCCGGUAUAUCGAGGCCUGCCCAUGUAUAUCAUGCAAAAGUUCGAACUGGAGAGACUGUGCCAAGUCAUACAAGACAGCAAGAUCACAAUGGUCUAUAUUGUCCCCCCAGUGGUUUUAUUGCUUGCCAAACAUCCAGCUGUUGCCAAAUACGACUUGAGCUCCGUUCGAAUGUUGCAUUCUUCAGCUGCGCCUUUGACCAAAGACCUGGUGGACAUGGUUUAUAAACGGUUGAAUGUACCCAUCAAGCAAGGCUAUGGACUGUCAGAAGCGGCGCCUGGUGUGGCAUCUCAGAGCUGGAGUCAAUGGCAAACUAGCAUAGGAUCCGUGGGGAAGCUAUGUCCUUCAAUGUCUCUCAAGUUCGUGGGCAAUGGUAAGGAAGUUCCUGUGGGCGAAACUGGUGAGCUCUGGAUAAAAGGACCAAACAUCUUCAAAGGCUACUAUGAUAACCCAAACGCAACGGCGGAGUCGUUGGAUACUGAAGGGUGGUACCGAACUGGAGACAUUGGGUACAUCGACAACGAUAAGAACAUCUACACCACCGAUCGUGUCAAAGAGUUGAUCAAGUACAACGGCUUUCAAGUGGCACCCGCCCAACUUGAAGGCCUUCUGCUUGCAAAUCCAGCAGUCAACGACGUGGCAGUGGUGGGAGUAUUUAACGAGGAGCGAGCAACGGAACUCCCGAGAGCUUACAUCGUGCCUGCACAAGGCUACAAGGCUGAUAUGAGAUUGGAGAAGGAGAUCAACGGGUGGUUGAAUCAGAGAGUCGCGCCGUACAAACGUCUUCGUGGCGGGAUCAGGUUCAUUGAUGUAAUUCCGAAAAGCGCGGCUGGAAAGGUGUUGAGGAGAGUGUUGGCCGAACAAGCGAAGAACGAAAAGCCUCAAAUGGCAGGAAGGUUGAAGCUAUAGAUAUCGAACCACAUCUUCGAAGGCAUAUAG